Messenger RNA from Puccinia triticina, 477 nucleotides. RefSeq lists its product as uncharacterized. The transcript has 4 exons. The coding region runs from base 1 to 477 and encodes 158 amino acids. NCBI's taxonomy places the organism in Eukaryota, Fungi, Basidiomycota, Pucciniomycetes, Pucciniales, Pucciniaceae. The record is from RefSeq and is a predicted model, not a curated record.
AUGGCCGCCGCCGCCGCCGUGAUACCCUCGAAGAUGACCGCGCUCUACUACGAAAAAGCUCGUCACUUUUCAGUCAUCCAGGCUGAUCUCCCGACGAUCGAUGAACACGAGGUAUUGCUGAAAGGUUUCGAAGCCCAUGGGGUGACCCUCAACGGCGGCUUUGCGCAAUAUGCAAAAUUCCACGCGGCCAAGGUGUUCCCGAUCAAGAAUCUGACCGACGAGCAAGCAACCUUGGUCGAGCCUGCCUCAUGUGCCGUCCACGGACUCGACAAGAUCCGUCCCAAACCUGGCAGCGAGUGCCUCUUGAUCGGCGCCGGUCCCACAGGGCUCAUCCUUGCCCAACUUCUCAAUGAUUCGGGCAAGAUUCGUACCGAGGGGAUGGUGACUGAUAUCUUCAAAAUUGAAGAAUAUCAACAAGCCUUGGAUAAGAUGGCCAGUCGCCAAUGUCUCAAGAUCGCUGUCAGACCUACCCAUUAG